CUAAUAGGUUCUCAUGCCCUUUGGUGAUUGGUUCUGAGGGCUCUGACUCCUCCCCACUUUAAGGAAGGCGGAGACAAAGAGGAGCGUGGCUAGCAAGAUCGGUGGAGGUGUUUCUGGGGUGAGGGUGGGUUGAAGCCAGCAUGGCGGAACCCGGAGACGGGGCAGACCUGGAACCGGCCCCGGAAGGGUCUGAGGCCCUUUUGCUGAUGGCAGGUGGAGAGGGGGACGCGGAGGAGGUCGUGGAAGUGGUGGACCUUGGGCCGCCUGGACCUGAUGAUCUCGCUGAUGAAAUAGAAGAUGUGGAUUUAGAUGAGGAGGAGGCUGCUUGGGAGGCAGAGGAGGAAGAUGAGGGGGUGGAGGAAGGCAUGGAGGCCCAAGAUGACAGCGAGGUGACAUUCUCUAAGCAUACAGCAUCAGUUUUUUGUGUUAGCCUUGAUCCCAAGACCAACACACUGGCAGUGACUGGAGGUGAAGAUGACAAGGCCUUUGUGUGGCGCCUCAGUGAUGGCGAGCUCCAGUUUGAAUGCUCAGGUCACAAAGACUCUGUCACUUGUGCUGGUUUCAGCCAUGACUCUACAUUUGUGGCCACAGGUGACAUGAGUGGACUGAUCAAAGUCUGGCGGGUAGACACCAAAGAGGAGAUCUGGUCUUUUGAAGUGGGUGACUUGGAGUGGAUGGAGUGGCACCCUCAAUCCCACAUCCUUGUGGCUGGCACAGCUGAUGGCAACUCUUGGAUGUGGAAGAUCCCUAGUGGAGAGUGCAAGACUUUCCAAGGGCCAAACUGUCCAGCUACUUGUGGCCACGUCCUCCCUGAUGGAAAGAGAGCCGUGGUUGGUUAUGAAGAUGGGACGGUACGCAUCUGGGAUCUCAAGCAGGGCAGUUCGCUCCAUGUCCUCAAAGGUCAGGAUGGGCACCAGGGCCCUUUGACCUGUGUGUCCAACAACAAGGAUGGCAGCUUGAUCCUGACAGGCUCCGUUGACUGCCAGGCCAAGCUAGUGAACUCUGCUACUGGUAAGGUGGUGUCAGUGUUCAAAGUGGAGAGUGCUGUUCCCAGGGCUGCAGCAGGAGAAGCUGAGGAGGCUGAAUCCAACUCAGUUGAGUCCCUGGGCUUCUGCAACAUGAUGCCGCUGGCUGCUGUUGGCUAUUUGGAUGGGACCUUGGCUAUUUAUGAUCUUGCCACUCAGACCCUGAGACACAAGUGCCAGCAUGAGUCAGGAAUCGUGCAACUCCUGUGGGAGGAAAGCUCCCCUGUGGUCUACACCUGCAGCCUGGAUGGAGCUGUGUGCCUUUGGGAUGCCCGGUCGGGCAAGCUGAUCAGCGAGUACCGAGGCCACUCGGCGGAAAUCUUGGACUUCGCUUUGAACAAAGAUGCUUCCAUUGUGGUCACCACUUCUGGCGAUCAUCAGGCCAAGGUGUUCUGUGUGCAGCGCCCUGACCGCUAACGGUGCCUCCCUCAAACAGCAACUGGCCCUGCAAGGAAAGAGGCCCAGGUGGACCCAGGCGGCCACACCAGCUGGACUGUGGUGGGGUGGGCGGGGAUUGGCAUCAUUGCAUCUAACCUUUUGGAGGGGUUGUUUUUUGUGUUCCUUUUAAGGGGGAAGCUUUGCCAGUUUAUCCCCUGAUGAUUCCAGGGCGACCCUCUGGAGUUUCGUACAAGGGGCUUUUAAUUAUUCCACUUGUGUGGCGCUUGUGGCAUUACAAAGCUGUGAGAACACAGAAGGUCUGUUCUGAGGAUGUGUCCUCAACAUGACAGUGGUGGGAAGGUGUGCCACGCCUCAGAAAAAUCUUGACCUUCCCUUCCGUCUCAGGUAUGACUUCCCCUCGCAUCACCUUUUUGAAGAAGUGUGUGGAAGAGACCCCAUCUUCCAUGCUCCCUCCCCAGACGCGGGGGUGGGUGGGAUGCGUCACGUCCUCUGAAAGGACGAGGAAGCCCGCCCUUUCCCUUGUUGAAAUCUUUGCCAUUGGUGUUCCUAUGAGCAGAUCAUGGCUUGGUGAGAGGUCGGGUCAGGUCUGAGUGCUGAUGCUCGUGGAGUGUCUAGGCAACAUGGUUUCUUGGGAGGCCGGAAAGACCAGCCUGGGCUUCACAGCUCAGCCUGUUAGAAACAGCACCACCAAUGCAACAUACUGAAAAAACCAAUCCUACCUUUGCUAUUGGAAGACAUCAUGAUGCAAUAAAAAGGAAGGCUACUAUCUUUCA
Molecule: messenger RNA, 2197 nt
Organism: Varanus komodoensis (Komodo dragon)
Lineage: Eukaryota; Metazoa; Chordata; Lepidosauria; Squamata; Varanidae
Gene: AAMP
Product: angio associated migratory cell protein
Exons: 11
Coding region: 141-1442 (433 amino acids)
Cellular component (GO): cytosol
Molecular function (GO): protein binding
Source: RefSeq, a predicted model, not a curated record